This is a messenger RNA of Alternaria hordeiaustralica, 864 nucleotides long. RefSeq lists its product as uncharacterized. The record is from RefSeq and is a predicted model, not a curated record. The transcript has 2 exons. NCBI's taxonomy places the organism in Eukaryota, Fungi, Ascomycota, Dothideomycetes, Pleosporales, Pleosporaceae. Bases 1 to 864 code for a protein of 287 amino acids.
AUGGCUCUGGCUGAUCCCCGGGUCGACUCCGACCGUCUUGGAAACGCCGGUAACACUGCUGGCGCAGGCGGUUAUGGUGCUGGACAGUAUACUGAGUCCCACGGCACCCAUGGUACUACUGGCAGCGGCCUCACCGGCACAGGGCUCGGCUCUUCGACUACUGGAGCUUACAGCUCAGGUAACAGCAGUGGACUGACUGGUGGUCACGGCACUGCCGAUUUCAACGACCCAACUGGUCCCCACAGCUCACGCAUGGCCAACCAGGCUGACCCCCGCGUCGGUGGUGUUGGUAGCACUGGAGCUGGCGCAUACAACACUACUGGAACCGGUCUCACCGGCCAUAGCACUACCGGUGGUCUUGGACACUCCCACAACGACCCUACCGGCCCCCACGGCUCCCACAUGGCCAACUCUGCCGACCCGCGUGUUGGGGGUGUAGGUAGCACUGGCGGUCUUGGCCACUCUCACAAUGACCCCACUGGUCCUCACAGCUCUCACAUGGCCAACUCGGCCGACCCGCGUGUCGGAGGUGUAGGCAGUACAGGCACAGGAGCCUACGGCAGCAACGCUGGCGGCAUCGGCUCAGGCAACAUGGGCCAAGGAGGAUACACCACAGGUGAGCACGUCAAGACCGUCCCAGGGGAGGUCGAGGGAACAGGCCGUGACAACCUCUCUCACCGCAAUAACGAGAGUGGCGAUCUUCCCAAGGCCCUCACCGAGCCUGUUUCCCACGCUGAGCCUCACUCUUCUCUGCAACAUGACCAACACGUUUCAGGUGGCGCUCACGGCACUCAUGGUACCACUGAUGUUCACGGCAAGCCAUCCAUGAUGGACAAGCUGAGUAAGUCUUCCCCAUGCGGUUGA